This is a messenger RNA of Symbiodinium sp. CCMP2456, 978 nucleotides long. The record is from the annotation of a GenBank genome assembly. Lineage: Eukaryota; Dinophyceae; Suessiales; Symbiodiniaceae.
AUGAUCAUCAUGGCUUUGCUGUUCCUCUCCGAACUUCGAAGUUAUCUUCAGGCAGAAAUCAUUGAUCAUAUCGUUGUAGAUACAACUCUGAACCAGAAACUUCCGAUAGGGCUGAACAUUACUUUUCCGCAUCUCCGGUGCGAUGAGGUGUCAGUUGACACGGUGGACUCCACCGGCGAGAACCAGGUUGACAUUGCCGGAACGCUGACGAAGUUGAACCUCGACUUGAGCGGUGCUCCGAGCAAGGGAGAUCCCGUGGCCGCACCGGGCGAGUGUUUCUCGUGUCUGGAAGCAAAGCCUGGGCCGGGUGAGGCGGAACUGUGCUGCAACACCUGUCAGCAACUCAAGGAAGCCUACCAGGAAAUGGGCAUUCCGUACUUCCACAUCCUUGACACGGCAAUGCAGUGCCGGAACAGCGUAGGAUGCCAAGUUCACGGGGACGUCCUCGUGUCCAAGGUCGGUGGAAACGUUCACGUCGCCCUUGGCAAGUCGACUAUCCGGGACGGCAAGCACGUGCAUGAGUUUAACCUGAAGGAUGUCAGUGACGGGUUCAACACGUCCCACAUCAUCCACAGACUCGAGUUCGGGCAGCGUGUCCCUGGUGUCGAGUCGCCACUGGAGGGCACGGCAAAAAUAGUCGUCAAGGGCGCGUACAUGUUCCACUACUACAUCAAGCUGGUUCCAACUCUUUUCGAGACUGGCAAUGGCAAGCCGCUGUACACACAUCAGUACUCCGUUACAGGCAAAGAGAAAGACGUCUUGGUGAGGCAAGGUGAGCUCGCGGGUCUUCCAGGGGUCUUCUUGGUGUACGAGUUUACACCCUUCAUGGUGCAGAAAACGGAAAAGGAUGUGCCGGUCACGCACUUCUUAAUCUCUGUGUGCGCCAUCAUCGGCGGUGUGUUUACUGUGGCGAGUCUCAUCGAUGCCAUCCUGUACCGCACGGUGAAGAAGCUUGGGAAACCGAAGUCAGUUGCCUGA